AUGGCCGCCAUGUCAACCUACUAUUCACCAACAUGGACUCACAUUCCAGACAACAUAUCAAUCUCUCAACUGAUUGAAUCUGGUGUCGGGAAUAUUUCCCCGGGUAAAAUCAUCUACGAAGAAGCGAUCACCGGAAAGACAGUCGCAUAUGCGCCCUUUCGCUGCCAAAUUCGUCAAACUGCAUAUAAUCUGCGCCAGGCUCUAUGUCUGAAGCCCGGGGAUAUCGUGUCAAUCAUCGCAUCCAGUUGCAUUGAUUAUAUUCUGACCGCACAGGCAGUCUGGUGGGCAGGUGGUAUUGUGAGCCCAAUCAAUAAUAGUCUACACCCCGAUGAGAUUUCUAAUGCACUUGGGCUCAUCAAACCUCGGUUCCUGGUGGUUGACGAAACCGUCUACGAUAAACUUCCAAGAGCCUUAGAUAAACACAAGACUCCUCUUGUUGUAUUUACGAUCGGAAGUAGAGCUAGUGCAGAAUGGCCACCACUCCCACUCAGUCGCUCGUCAUAUUCCAACGGAGACCUCCAGCUACAUACGCCCAUCACCAUUACCGGCUUUAAUUACAAGGCCACAUGCGCCGCAAUUCUUCUUUCGAGCGGAACAACUGGCGUUCCAAAAGCAGUGAUGCUCUCACACUACAAUCUCGUGGCAACAUGCUUCCAGUUACGAACUGACAACCCACAAAAUUGGCGUGGAUCACAACGAGAAAUAUUUUUCCCGCCAUUGUCUCACGUGUAUGCGCUCUACGUAUGCUUUACUAUGAAUCUCUGGCUGGGCGCUUAUGUUUGCCUCAUGCCUCGCUUUGACGUGGACCUGUAUUGCCGCUUGCUGCAAGAUCGAUCAGCUACACUUGCACGGAUCGUACCAGCUGUCGCGAGGAUUCUGGCGGAAACCCCCGUUGUUCGGCAACAUCGAUACCCGGCUUUGGAGUACUUCAGUUGCUCUGCUGCUCAAUUACAUGUAUAA
Penicillium longicatenatum is the source of this 960-nucleotide messenger RNA. RefSeq lists its product as uncharacterized. NCBI's taxonomy places the organism in Eukaryota, Fungi, Ascomycota, Eurotiomycetes, Eurotiales, Aspergillaceae. The record is from RefSeq and is a predicted model, not a curated record. Bases 1 to 960 code for a protein of 319 amino acids. Gene Ontology annotation, molecular function: CoA-ligase activity. The transcript has a single exon.